Parasteatoda tepidariorum (common house spider) is the source of this 3003-nucleotide messenger RNA. The record is from RefSeq and is a predicted model, not a curated record. NCBI's taxonomy places the organism in Eukaryota, Metazoa, Arthropoda, Arachnida, Araneae, Theridiidae.
UAAGAUCAGUAACUUUCACUUCUGCUCUACAGUACAGCACUUUUACUUACGAAGUGUUUUAAUAAAUAUUUUCUUUUGACUUAUUAGAAAAUAUAAACCAAUAACCAUGUUAUUGUCUAUAUUAUGUAAUUUACUACUACGUAUCUGCUAAAAAAAUAUGUUAAUUAGUAAUUUAUAGUGUUAUGUUAAUUUGUAAUAGUAAAUCAUCAUAAAAGUUAUAAAAAACCCAAGGACUUAAUCUGUUUUGAUAGAAAGUACCAAAGGAAAGAGUUAUGCAUUUUCUACAACUCACGUUAGUAGCAAGUAAAGGGUCUGGUACAAAAUUAAAGAUGCUGGAGCGAUUGGUGCUUGUGCUGCUCUUGAUUAUUCAGACAGUCAGCACCUCAGAAGGAUAUACACCCUUUUCAUUUCGUUCAUCAGUCAGAUAUGGAAAUCGGAAAAGUGAAUCUGGAAGAGUUAUUCAUAAGACACCACUUAAAAAUUCGGAUACACCUGUCAUACCAAAUGAUCCACAGAAAUUUUUCGAUCAGAACUUUUUCUACAACGUAAUCAACGUAGCUCAAUAUUUGCAAUCAUUGCCAACUUCAUGCCAUUACGAAGGAACACGAUACGGUUGCAACUUCGGAUUGGGUUGCCUUUUUUCAGGGUCGCGGCCAGCAGAUUUAUGCAAUGGCGGUCUCUUAUGGAGCUGUUGUGUCCCCAGAAAUAUUGUACCAUCCCUUAUCAAUCUUGUCAACGAGCCAGAAUGUGGACGGAGUCAUAUGCGUGAUAGUAAAAUCGUUGGUGGAGAAAAUGCCAAUUUCGGUGAACAACCAUGGCAGGUAGCUAUUGUGAAGCAAUCUUUCCUGUACCGAAAAAUUUCAUGUGGUGGAGCUCUAAUAAAUCGUCAAUGGGUAGUAACAGCCGCACAUUGUGUUGCUAGAACUCAGACAAAUGGGCUGAGAGUUCGCAUGGGAGAACAUGACAUCAAGCAAACAACGGAGAAAUAUGCACAUGAAGAAAUGAAUGUCAGGAGAAAAGUUGUAAACCCUGGAUAUAAUCCUUCCAAUUAUCAACAUGAUAUUGCUCUUUUACAACUGCAACGACCUGUACGAUUCCGAAGACACGUGAUUCCAGUAUGCCUGCCACACUACAGCGAAGAUUUUUCUGGUCAAAAGGCUACUGUUACCGGUUGGGGUCGAACACGAUAUGGUGUUCGAGACUCUCCUGGAAUUCUUCAAAAAGUUGAACUUCAAGUGAUUGACCACAAUGAGUGCCAAGAAUGGUAUAAAAGCAUUGGAAGAAAAGAAACAAUUUUUCCAACUAUGGUAUGCGCUGGUUUUAAAGAAGGAGGUAAAGAUUCGUGCCAGGGUGACUCUGGUGGCCCCUUGACUGCAGUAAAAAAUGGAAGAUCUACCUUAGUUGGUUUAGUUUCUUGGGGUGUCGGCUGUGCAAGACCGAAACUACCAGGUGUUUAUACAAAAAUAUCCGAAUAUGUGGAUUGGAUAGAAAAAGUCACUAGCUAACACACAUUUUUAUUAAAAAUUCCUAGGAAAAUAAAUUUGUCUUUUUUAAAUUGUAUUAUAUAUAGUAAGAGCAGCUAUAUUAGCUAUUUAGGCUUUGGUAGAAUUUAUUCUUUCCAGAGAAUUAUUUAAAGUAACUCAUUUUGAGUAUAUAGUUUCAAAAAGAAUUUAUCUCAUUCGAUAUUUUUCGAGAAAAGGAUAACGUUUUCUUCAACGUGUUAUGAUAAUGAUACAGAAUUUAUUUUUUUUUAAGAAAUAUAAAAUAUUUCUUUUGCUAAAAAUUUUAUAACCCUUACAAUGACAAUUUAUUUUAAGGAAAUUAUUCUGAUUGUUUUUCUGUUUUACAUAAUUACACUGUAAGAAAUUUUGGAUCUAAUUGCGAUAAAUUUGUACCGUCACUCAGAGUGUCUUUUUACCGUGAAAUCCAUUUAAAAUCAGUUACAGAACAAAAAAUCUGAUGAACCGCAAUUUUCUGUGUAAUAAUAUUUACUGCAAAAUCAUUGAAUCACUGUAAUUAAAUAAGUACUACUGUAAAAAUUACGGUAUAAAAUUUAUGCUAAAAAGGAAUUUUACAGAUACAGCACCCAAGAUGACAGUAAUUUUUACCGUAAUAUGAAACGGAAGCUUUUACGGUGCAGGAAGUAAAUAAUCAUUUUUUGUCUAUUUUAUUACUUAAAUUAAGGAAUAGUUUGUUUGACAUAUUAACAUGCAGCUUCAGAAUUCUAAAAUAUAAGAAAAUGAUAUCAUUAAUUAUUACAGUUAAAAAAUGAAACAUUAUUUUUAAUUGGAAUAAUUAGAUUAAGUUUAAUAAAAAUUAAAAGAUUCAUUUACCGAAGAUGGUCUUAAAUUGUAGCAACACUAUUUUAUUUGCAUUAAGGUUAUUUGCUCUACAACUUUUAUCAGCUCCUCUCUAAACAAAAUAAAGAUAAAAUUUAUUUGAAAACAAUUAUUCCUUUUUUAAAAAAAUUAGAAAAUAGUCUAAUCAAUUGAAAAUCAAUCCAAAUUUUAAGCCUAGUAAAUAAGCUAAAGGUGGUUAAAGAUUAAAUGCCAAAACUUUUAAAGAUUGUUCUUCAAAUGAAAAUGUCAACUGACUAACUUGGUGGAUGAUAGAUUAAUGAGAGAUGCGUAUUGAUGGAAAAUCGUAGAUAUUGUAAAUGCAACAACAGGUGAUUUUAUGCCUUUAAACAAAAAAAUUUCUUUUGACACUUACUAUACUUGCCGUAUUAAGUCCUCAUUUAUUUCAAUAGGAGCCAAAAUAUAAAUUUAUUAGUAUAUUUCUUUUAGUAAAAAAUUGCUUCUUUAAACGUGUUUUUUAACAAUUGUAUAAAUUAAACUCAGCGCGUAAUUAAAAUUCUAUUUAAUGAUUUUAAAAAUGAUUAUAUUUUCGAUACUUAGGAAUAAAACCAUGUAAUAAAACUUACUAUGCUGGACAUGUAUGUAAUUGCAAUAUACAUAUUUUGUAAAUUGAAUAUAUUUUGUAGAUAAAAAAAAAUAAUGUAUA